UUAGUAACACAUAAAUAAGUGAUGGUUACCGGCUUCUAGAAAUGAAAACAAUGUGGCCCCUAUCCUUGACAUUGUUCGGGAGAAGGUGAUUUCACUUCACUUAACAUGCAUAUCUGUUCGUCUGCUGUCGAAGUAUGGCUACAGCGGGAACCAACAAACUGUCUCUGCUCAUCGACGGCAUGUCCAAGGGUGAUUCUGAGGUGGUCACCGGACUGAUUGCAGAGUUGUCAGUCAGAGAGCUUGACACGCUCAUCGAGGUCAAUGCCAAAAACCGUUAUAUGACGCCGCUUCAUUUUGCGACAAUAAACAACAAGUUGGAUGUCGUAAAAUUGCUGCUGAGCAAAGGUGUAGACAUUGCUAGGGGCGAGGGGUGCUACAGCAACUUUUAUGGCUACUUUAUUUGGAAGGAAACUCCAUUGCUUAGUGCCCUGUGCCACGGUAAGCCUAUAUCGCUGAUUCAAACAUUGCUGGAACACGGCGCGGACCCACAGUACGACGAGAAUCAAGCACGGAUGCUAGAUCCCAGGAUCGGGCGGAUGCAUGGAAGCUAUCCGAUCCAAAUUCCGUUCAACGUGGCACUCAUCAAAGGUAGAUAUAUUUUUGAACUUAUUCUGCGGUAUUCCGAUGUCCAACGAACGUUUGGUAGCGGUCAGCACACUUGUCUCUGUUAUGCGAUAAAACACUACCUCGAGGUGUCGUGUUCAUCGUUAACCAUUGAGUUUAUACGAAUGAUUCUUCAACGAGGCGGGGUUCUGUGUAACGGCAGUUGUAACAACUUCGCAGAGGAGGCAGGCAUUAUCAGUUCUGAUGGCAGGUGCAGCAUCGUCAUCAAGUGCCUGCACGCUAUCAUCACCGAUGACAUUGACAGUCUUCACGGGUUUCAUUGUACGAGCAGCAAGGCCGCAAUGAAAUGCCUGGAGCUGGUAUGCACCUCGGACUACUUGCGUACGGGUUCCUGUCUGUUCCAAACACUGGAGACCUUCCGCAAUUACAGACUUCGAGGACACGGCGAUGAUGGCGUUGACCACGCGGGAGAACGCAAUCAGUUAUCGGACGUUGUGAUGCACAAGCUUCGCUGGAUUCAGUCGUUCACUCAGCAGCCUUCGACUUUGAAACACAUCUGUAGGGUGUGGGUGAAAAGGCUGAUACCUAACAUCACCAGGGAGAUAGUUUUAGAUCUGCCCAUCCCAGAAGAGUUAAUGGCGUAUUUGAACAAUGAACCUUGACAAUAAAUGUACUAAAUAAUCCGAGAAAUACUAUUUUGUGCUCAACAUUAUGAAAGUAAAUAAAUUUGAUGAUAUACCACUAUAUGAUUAUUUGGCAAUCAAACAUAUUUUAUCAUUUUGUUUAUUGUAACAUUUUACUUUUAUUUUUGAUUAUUUGUCUUCCCUAUUUGGGCAUAAUACUCAGAUGUUUAAUUGUUUGUUGCAAUUUCAACGAUUGAAAACUUAGCCAUACAUAUUACCUUAGUGUAUUAAACAUAUUAAAUAGGUUUAAAACAGUAUGUCUCAGCAUAUUGUUGUAUGUUGCAUAUUAUUAUUGUGACAUUUAAGGAUCGAUAAUUUGUAUGUGAUAAUUUAUAAGAAUCAAUUCUCUAAAAUGAGGUAUGUGUGAGUUUGAGCUUUUGUACAGAUAAAUGCAUGUUUUAUUACCAUAUCAUAAACUAAAUACAAAAGCAGUUCUUAUUAUAAGAGACGUAUUUAUAAAAAAUAGAAAACAACUCAUAAUAGAGCAACACCAAUUAAUAAUCUGAAAUGAUAUAUUGUUUAAAGAAACAUAAAUGCUUUCACAAUUAAGAUGGAUCAACGAUUCAUUUGCAAACAGGAAGACAAUGAUCCAGUUCGUAUGUUAAGCAUAAAAAUAACGUAAAACUUUUCAAGUAUUUCACCAAUCAAUCGCAUAUCCAGAUCAUAUUAUUAAAUCAGUAUGCAUGUGAUAUUUCAAUGAAUAUCUCUAUGUCUUUAGCUCGCCUGAACACAACGUGCUAAUGUUGAGCAUUUGUGAUCGCCGUUUUGUCGUCCGUCGUCGAAAUUUGCUUCCGAAUACUCUAAAGGCCUUAUAUGUUGCCCAAUCAUCUUGAAACUUGCUCUGACAAUUAGUUCCUAUGAUAUCUUGGUCGUGUUCGAAUCUGGGUCACAUAUAAUAAAAACAAGGUUACAUAGUCAACUUUAAGACUAGUCUUGUGAACUCUCCAGAGGCCACAUUAAUGGCCCAAUCUUCAUUAUAUUUGGUCAGAAUGUUUGUCUCAAUCGGAUCUCGGCCGACUUUCAUAAUGGUUGCGUUCCAGGCAAGGAGCGGGAGAGGGUUAACAUUACGGCUAUAGUGACUCCUUUUGGACAUUCUCCUAGUCUUAUAUUUUGCCCAAAUAAUCAUGAAUCUUGCACGGAACAAUGAUAUAUCGACCGUUGUACCGGUCUAAUGAAAAUCAUGGCCGCCAGAAUGCGGGUAGUUUUCCGUUCAAAUUAGCUAUAAAGUUUGUAAAUACUCAAGGCCACAUUAUAUUUCCAAAUCUGUAUGACACCUGGUCAUAGCAUUUGUCCCAAUACUAUUUCGAACGAGUUUCAAACUGGGUCACGAGUGGUUUAAACUAGUUUUCUUUGUCAAAAUGAAAGAUUAAAUUGUGAACACUCUAUUGUCCCCUUUCAUUGUCAUAUAGUCAUGAAACAUGGUAAGAACUUUUUUCAAAUGAUUUUUCGGUUGAAUUCGAAACUACGAAAUUGAAUCAUAUGGAAAAGUUAUAUUACAAUGUCAAAUUUAAACGAGAGAUGUGUUUGUCAGAAACACAAUGCCCCCUAUUGCGCCGCUUUAAAGCCAUAAAUUUUACCUUUGACCUUGAAAGAUGACAUUGACCUUGACCUUUCACCACUCAAAAUGUGCAGCUCCAUGAGAUACAAAUGCAUGCCAAAUAUCAAGUUGCUAUCUUCAAUAUUGCAAAAGUUAUUGCAAAACAUUAACCUUGGUUAAAGUUUUGGGACACACACAUACAAUGACUGACUGACUGACACAAUGACAGACAGACAGGCCAAAACAAUAUACCCCCGAUCUUUCGAUCCGGGGGUAUACAAAUGCUUGUGAACACUUAAGAGGCUUAAUUUGUAGUUGAAAGUUGAGUAUUAUUUAUUCACACAAGUGUUUUCAACUUUCUUUGACAUGGUUCAUAUAAGGUAUUGUCAAGAAGCUACUAUCUUAAGACAAAACGAAGACAUCUAAUUUUUACAAGAGCUACUUUGUUCUCGCUGCGAAUUUUAUACGGCAUCUUGUCGAGUAUAGCUGACCCUAAUUAACGUUUAUACCUCUCGUGACAUUUGCCUGAUUGUAAAAUUUUUACCAAUUGCUAUUUCUUUAAUAAAACGUUCAGAAGAACUUCUUUUUAACGAACUCGCGUCCCAAGAUAAAGAAAUGUAUUAGAACAAAAUAAGUUUACAAGAAUUUCAAAAUGGAAAUGUAAUUGUAUUGCUAACCGUGGCCAAUAAACUUUUGAGAAGCAAUAGCGAAGAAACUAAUAUACUAAAGGCUUGGACUCACAUAAAUGGACCGUGCUCUGUGCAAAGGGGGUUUAAUGCAUGUGCGUUAAGUGUCGUCCCAGAUUAGCAUGUGAAGUCCGCACAGGCUGAUCAGGGACGAAACUUUCCUCCUUAAUUAGAUUUUGCUUAGAAGAGACUUUUUUUUUAACGAAAAAUAUCAUAAAGGCGGAAAGUGUCGUCCUUGAUUAGCCUGCGCGGACUGCACAUUCUAAUCUGGGGCGACACUUACCCACAUGCAUUAAACCCCCUUUUCACAGAGCACGGCUCAAAUCUUCAGAAACAUUUAUCAUAGUCAUCGUUAAGUAUUGAUAAAAGUAUAAAGCGUUGGAAUUGUGAAAAGAUCGAACAAUUUGUAAAGUUCUGCUGUUAUAUUUGUAGUUUGCGAUAUUGCGUGGAUUGCUUACAUAUGGUAUAAAAUAAUAAGUUUCUUAUAGUAUCACGGAUGGCUGAGUCGUUUUUGCGCUAGGCCUUUACUCCAAGGGUCAGUGGUUCAAGCUAGUAUUUUCUGUUUUUCGUUCUUUAAUUAUAUUAUUGUUGUAUACAGGAGCUAUUAAGCUCCGAUGUCUACGUUUAUCAAUUUAAAGACACACUUUAAAACAUGCCGAAAUCUGUGAAAAAGUCCAACAGGGAGUCAUGCGACAAAAAUGUGAAACUGCAAGUUGCUUGAUAUCUGUACUUUUAGUAACCACAAAUUCUGUUUGGCAUGUAAUUUCGAAUUGUUUCAUUGAACGUCAUUCGUCAAACUGGAAUGGAUCCAAAUAAUAAUAAAGGUAGUUGGCCUUUUUAGUAUCGAACUAUUUUUUAAUGAUUUGUAAUGAAUAUUGGCGUUGUUGCGGCUGGUCUUAAUGUUUGUGAAGAACUGUUGCCUUUUGAUGCAAAACAAAUGAUGUAUUAUAAUAUGAAUUACAUAAUAUCGUGGAUCCAUAAUUUUUGGCGUUGUUCAUAGCCAUGCAGGUUUCAAAUAUACUGCCUUGUUCUUUUAUUUGUUCUAUAUCAAUGAUAUCUACAUGCAUUUUACACCGCUUGAAACUAGGACUGCACAUAAUGAUAUUUUUGUUGCGCACAAUAUCGUCGUACGCUUACUUUUUUGGAGUGUUCGUUUAUUUCACUUGCUCUAAAGUCAUCCUACUAUAUACUCAGUUUCGAUAAACAUUCGCGUGUGAAACAAGCACACGGCACUUGUACAUGUAGCACAUCGUGCGGAUGUAUUGCGAUCGCCUUCCCAUUUUCCCAUAUUUCACAGUUCAUAUUCUUAUCUUUACACUUGUUUUAGCCCUUAUAAAGAACGCUAUAUAACUGUGAAUGGUCUGUUAACUUUAGAUACUUGCUAAGAUAUAAGCAUAUAGCCAUGAAAAUUGCAGUGUUCUGUUUUGUUGUAGCAAUUGACUCACUGCUAUGCAUGAGCCCCGGGGUGUCGGGUGUAGACGACGCCUGCAGAGACAUUGACUCCCAAGCCUGCGUCCUCAUGGCACAGAGGAACUCCGGCCUCUGUCAAGAUCAGGUUUUAAGUCGAACGGCCUGUCCGAAAUUCUGUAAAAUUUGCCCUCUCGAAUGUUACCAUUGUGAGGUGUCAGUCCGCGACUAUAUGGAGUGUAACACGACCACGGCCUGUGACGUUAACCAGCAAUGCAUGCUGCAGAAGUUGCAUUCCUCUCUAGACGAACACGAUGAGUAUGUCAUGGGCUGUGCCAGCCGUCAGCUCUGUGAUGGUGGAGGGCUUACGCUAUCAUUUUGACGCCGAGCGCUGCACGAGAGAAACGUUGCAGUCACAUGCUGCGAUACCGACAGGUGUAAUCUUCCAACAGAAUCAUCCAG
This is a messenger RNA of Dreissena polymorpha, 5339 nucleotides long. RefSeq lists its product as uncharacterized. NCBI's taxonomy places the organism in Eukaryota, Metazoa, Mollusca, Bivalvia, Myida, Dreissenidae. The record is from RefSeq and is a predicted model, not a curated record. Gene Ontology annotation, molecular function: protein binding. Bases 4873 to 5259 code for a protein of 128 amino acids. The transcript has 6 exons.